AUGGCGUCAUUGCUCGAUGGUGCGUCACUCGCGCGUGAGCAGAGAGUGCUAGGAGCCGCUGGUCCGCGCUUCAAUGAUCAGCUUGUGAACCCGAGUUUAGAGGAGUUAGUCACAGCAGCCAUGAGGCGGACUAAAGCGGACGUGGAGCGCUAUAUCUCUUCCGUCCAGAGCGCCUCUCCCUCGCAGAAAGCGAGGCCAGUCAAAGGAUUUCUCUUUGCUAAACUCUACUUUGAGGCUAAGGAGUAUGAGCUGGCUAAAAGACAUGUUUCGGAGUAUCUGACCGUCCAGCCGAAGGAUCCUAAAGCGCACAAGUUCCUCGGGCAGCUGUUUGAGCGUGACGGCGAAACAGACAAAGCUGUGGGAUGUUACAAGCGCUCGGUGGAUCUGAAUCCGGCUCAGCACGAUCUGGUCCUGAAGGUGGCCGAGCUGCUGUGCAGUAAACCCGAGCACGACAGCCGAGCCGAGUUCUGGGUGGAGAAAGCGGCCAGGCUUCUGCCGGGACACCCGGCUGUCUUCAAUCUGAGGGAGAAGCUUCUGAGCGCUCAGAGCGGCUCGAACCAGCUGUACGAGCUGCUGCAGGCGGAGCUCAAGCUGCGGCCCGCAGACACCUACAUCAACCAGAAGCUGGUGCAGCUCUACAGCGCCGAGGGCCGGCUCGAGGACGCCGUCAAACACUGCCUCGCCGUGGAGAGAGCCGGCGUCCUGAGACACUGUCUGCAGUGGUACCAGCUGCUGCUCCGCACCCUGCAGUCCAGGAGUGAGCAGGCGUCCCAUGAGCCUCUGGAGCUGCUGGCCUGUGAUCGUCAGAGUCAGGCGGGUCACAUGCUGCUGAACCUGAGCCGGGACGUGGAGCAGCUGCUGAAGGACGUGGUGGAGGCCUUCGGGAACCGAAGCGGCACAGGCCGUCUGUUUGACCAACUAUUCGGCGCACAGACGCAGGAGCAGAACUCCUUCAUCUGCAACGAUGACAUCCAUGUCCUCAGCGUACAUGUGCCCAAAGCCGUGGAUCUGGCCAAGUGUGAUGGCGGUGAGUCUCAGACAGGAGUGCCAGGCUAG
Molecule: messenger RNA, 1056 nt
Organism: Sinocyclocheilus rhinocerous
Lineage: Eukaryota; Metazoa; Chordata; Actinopteri; Cypriniformes; Cyprinidae
Product: RANBP2-like and GRIP domain-containing protein 5/6
Exons: 7
Coding region: 1-1056 (351 amino acids)
Molecular function (GO): protein binding
Source: RefSeq, a predicted model, not a curated record